Dentiscutata heterogama is the source of this 405-nucleotide messenger RNA. The record is from the annotation of a GenBank genome assembly. Lineage: Eukaryota; Fungi; Glomeromycota; Glomeromycetes; Diversisporales; Gigasporaceae.
CCUAUUGUCGCAGGUCGAGGUCAGGGCCAAAAUCGUAGGCGGAUAACUAAAAAAAAUAAAAAUAAAGAUAUAGAUGUUAAUCAAAUUGAAUGUUUGCCACCAGCAAGUACAGAAAAUCUUAUCAAAAAGGUCCGCGCAGCUAUAUACCUCUCCUUGGAUAAACUCUGGGAAAUGCUGAAUGAAACAUCAUUAAUUGCAACAGUUUUAGAUCCUCGUAUGAAAAAUUUUUCUUUUGCAAAUAGUCAUGAUUGUAUACAACAGCGAACACAAGCAGAGUUUCUUCUAAGAAUCCUGUACAAUCAACUCAAGAAAGAUUCAGUGAAUAGUGAAAAUAUUGAAGAGCAUAUUUCAACUGCAGUGAAUUUGAAUGAUAAUAAUACUGAAGACGUAUUUACAAAAAUAUGA